AUGGCCCUCUGCUGCUGCCCACCUUGCUGUGAGCCAUGCUGCUGCAAGACCACCUGCUGCAAGACCACCUGCUGCCAGCCCUGCUGCUGUGAAUCCAGCUGCCCCAAGUCCAUUUGCUGUCAGCCUUGCAGUCCCCCAAGUUGCUGCAGCAUACUCUGCUGCCAGCCCUGCUGCUUAAAGUCCUGCUGCUGUGUGCCCACCUGCUGCCAGCCCUGCUGUUGUGUGCCCACCUGCUGCUGUGUGCCCACCUGCUGUGAAAGCACCUGCUGUGAAAAAACCUGCAGUAAGACCACCUGUUGCAAGCCAACCUGUGUGAACAUCUGCUGCAGCACACCCUGCUGCCAGCCCUGCUGCUGUGUGCCCUCCUGCUGCCAGCCCUGCUGCUGUGUGCCCUCCUGCUGCCAGCCAUGCUUGCUCCAGCUCUGCUGCCAACCAACAUGCUGUGAAACCAGCAGCUGCAAGACCACCUCUCUUAAACCAACCUGUUUGAUCAUCAGCUGCAGCACACCCUGCUGCCAGCCCUGCUGCUGCUGA
Messenger RNA from Myodes glareolus (Bank vole), 534 nucleotides. The record is from RefSeq and is a predicted model, not a curated record. Lineage: Eukaryota; Metazoa; Chordata; Mammalia; Rodentia; Cricetidae.